Messenger RNA from Colossoma macropomum (tambaqui), 3885 nucleotides. RefSeq names its product ectonucleoside triphosphate diphosphohydrolase 6 (gene entpd6). The transcript is spliced from 14 exons. The record is from RefSeq and is a predicted model, not a curated record. Bases 231 to 1550 code for a protein of 439 amino acids. Lineage: Eukaryota; Metazoa; Chordata; Actinopteri; Characiformes; Serrasalmidae. Gene Ontology annotation, molecular function: UDP phosphatase activity; GDP phosphatase activity. Gene Ontology annotation, cellular component: Golgi apparatus; membrane. Gene Ontology annotation, biological process: nucleoside diphosphate catabolic process.
CAAAGAGGGACGCGCGGCCAGGUUGUCAGUUGAUUAGCCGGAUGUGUUGAACAACAAUGCGAACCGAUUUAUCUUCUGUUUUUGGUGAUUUACAGCGGAGGACAUGAUAAAGAUGAGUCCAGUCAGAAGAAGGAACCCCGUCUGGCAAGUUAAAACCAGCAGGUAGUGGGUUCACCUGAAGGAGGAACGACUUCGCACACACAUCCGCCGCUGAGUGAUAUACCUCCAUAAUGAAGCUCCCCAAACUGGCCUUCAUCUUUCUGCUGCUGGGCUGCGUGGUGGUCUACCUCACUUACGUCAAACGGCGUUUUGACAGCAAGGCCUCGCCGUUGUCCAAGCAGCAACUGCUGUAUACGACCAAGGUGGACCAGCAUAAACGGCCAACGUCGGCAGAGGUGAUCAGUGACAAUUUCCAGUAUGGGAUCAUGUUUGAUGCUGGAAGUACUGGUACCAGAAUCCACAUCUUCCAGUUUCAGAUGGAGCCGAAUGAGGCUCCUAAAUUAGCACAUGAGACGUUUAAAGCAAUAAAACCUGGACUUUCUGCAUAUGCGGAUGAUCCAGACAAGUGCAAAGCAGGGCUGUUACAGCUGUUGGAGGUGGCGAAGGAAGUCGUCCCUGCUGGUCUUUGGGCCUCCGCCCCUCUGGCCCUCCGAGCGACCGCAGGACUCAGACUGCUGCCGGGGGAGAAAGCGUCCCACCUACUGGACAAGGUGAAGGAGGUGUUUGGUGAAUCUCCAUUUCUCAGUGGGCCAGAAAGUGUAUCAAUCAUGGAUGGUACAGAUGAAGGGGUCUCUGCUUGGAUCACGGUCAACUUCUUAUUGGGUGGUCUUCACGGAUCCAAAACUCCGACAGUCGGAAUGUUGGAUUUGGGAGGAGGCUCGACCCAGAUCACUUUCUCACCACAAGACGAGAAAACCAUCCAGACGUCACCGAUCGAUUAUGUGACAUCAUUUCAGAUGUUCAACACUAGCCACUCCCUCUACUCACACAGCUACCUGGGUCUGGGUUUGAUGUCGGCCAGACUUGCAGUGCUGGGAGGGAUUGAGGGACAGCCUGCGAGCAAUCAGGAGCUGGUCAGUCCGUGUUUGGCUCCAGAUCAUGCCAGCGAGUGGGAGCAUGCAGAAGUCGUCUACAAGCUGAAGGGCCAAAAAGCAGGAGAGCCUAUUUACGAAUCGUGCCUGAGUAAAGUGGAGAAGAUGAUCUAUAAACGAGUGCGGAAAGCCGAGGAGGUGAAAGACAUGGAGUUCUAUGCCUUCUCCUACUAUUACGACCGCGCUGUGGAUCUGGGCCUCAUCGAUGAGAAGACUGGAGGCUCCAUCAAAGUGAGCAACUACAUUGAAGGUGCCAAAACAGCGUGUAAGAACAUGGAGGCUGGAGCUGGGGACAAUCCUUUCCUCUGUUUAGACCUCACCUACAUCUCAGUGCUGCUGCAGGAGCUGGGUUUCCCUCAGGACAAAGAGUUUAAGCUGGCCAGAAAAAUCAACGAUGUGGAGACUAGCUGGGCUUUGGGAGCCACGUUCUACUACAUGGAGUCUCUCCGUGCACAUUAACCAGUCAGGAAGACCAGCGUGGUGCCAGUGACCGACUGCUGCCUUUAGCCUCGGAAGAACUAACUAAUUUCUGGAUUAGACAGUUCUGUUAAUACAGUGUCCACACAGAGUCGUUGUUCUCUGAUGUCUUAAGAGGGUUGAACAAUAGGAAUCAAAGCACUAACCUGUGGCCAGAUUCACAAAAGUAUCAUAAAAGGAAAGUUCAGCAAGUUUCUGGUUGAGAUGUAAAAGUCAUCAGAGUGGUUUGGUGUGAAAUGGCUCAUUCUAGAGAAACCUACUCAGAUUUCUUCACAGUGGUGGUGAUAGGAACACAAAUAUAGCCAGUUUAUUUACUAUCCAAAACCUCCAGUGAACCUACACAGGUCUUCUGAGUUUUAUAUGGAAUGAUGAUGAUGGUAAAAUAGUGGUAAAUCUGAAAUGGUGACUGUGUGGCCUGUAGGUACGUCUCUGCCAUGAAUGUAUUUUUAAAGAUGUAUGUUUUAGGCCAAUAAUCUUCUCAAAGCCUCCUCAGAACUAUCAUAAAACAAUGUCUUUCUGAGAGGGAGCUUUUAGACUCUUUAAAGGCAUUAAACUCUUCAGACGUCUGGUUCCAUUCACCACCACUGUAAACAAUUCGUUAUGUUUCUCCAGAGCGUUUCACACCAAACCACUCUGAAUGACUUUGUUUAUAUUUUAAACAUUCUAAUAUAAAAAUGUAAGUCUUUUUAAAUGUUUAUUUUUCCUUCAAAUUGUUUCGAAAUUUCUCUUAAGAACAAUUUUAACAGGGUUUAUUCCUGAAAGGGAUGUUCUUAACCUAUUUUCUUAACCUUAUGAUGACCUGACACUUGGUCUUAGAGUGAAAAGUUGACAAAACUGAAGAGAUGAUGAGGUUAAAACCCUCUUGAGAGAAUAUUUGUCAGCUUCGAGGUCGAGGACUGUGUUUAAGAGCAUUCCUAGGAAGCUCUGUGUUUAUCUUACAAUCCUGAGUGUUUUCUGGAAAGCUUUUGUGAAUCUGGCCCAGGAGCUCUUAUUUAUCAUGCAGCUGAGAAUGAGUGCUGAUGUAGGAUCAGCUCCUUUUCUUUCUUUGUAUGUUUGUAGUAGUCCAGUAAUGAUCCUAGGUCAGCACUCUUUCUCUAUUAAGAAACUAGAAUUCAGUGCUGCUUUUCAAGGGAUUGAUUGUUCGAGUAAAUAAUGCAACUAGUUAUAAAAGAAAGCUAGGGUUGCUAGUUAGCAUGAUGCUAAAUAGCAGCAUUACCCUUGUUUCAUUAUUUGCUACUACAGCAUUAUAUUGGAGUUGGAAAAGGCCAGUAUAAAGUCCUCUGAAGGCCAGAAGAAAGGACGAAGCAUCGGAACGCUGAUGCACACACGUACACACAUUGUGCCUGACUGUUGGAAGGAAGCUAAUAAGCGGUGCCAAGCACACAAACUGUAAACAUAUACAAAAGGUACAUUAAUUUUACACACACGAGUCCUGUUCACAAAAUAUACACUCACACUCAAAGGGAAAUUCCAUCGACUUUUCCAAAUUUCUGUAUAAUUCAGUGGUUGAGUUUGAUAUGAAAAAUGGUGCAUUGUAGAGAAACUUAGAUUCCUUCACAGUGAUGAAGAUAGGAACCAGGGUUCUACAUCUGUAUCACAAAAUAUAGCCAUUUUAACUAAUAUCCAAAACCGCCAGUGAACCUACACGUGUCUUCUGAACUUUUAUAUGAAAUAUUGAUGAUAAAAUAGUGGAAAAACUGAAAAAUACUUUUUUUUUUUACCCUGCACAUACCCCUCCACCAGGAAUGACUUUUAAAAUGUUUUAGACCACAGAUAUUGUAAAACAAUAUCUCAUAACCAUUUCAUGUAAUAGCAUUCUAUGGAGGAGCUUUUAAAGGCAUCACACUCUUCAGACAUCUGGUUCCUAUCACCACCACUGUGAACAAUUCUGAGCAAGACCUUUUCACAUCAAACCACUCUGAUUGACUCUGUUUACAUUCUUAACCAUUCAGUUCUUCAUAAAAAAAUUGGUGUAAUUGCCCUUUAACUCGGGACUACUGCACACACAAACACGUCUUUAUGUCACUCCAUGAGCCAGUGCUGUUUUGUACUACUGGUUAUUUGUGCUCUGGGAAAAAAAAAUGUCUGUCUUGAUUGUAAUUGCCAUGUUUGACUUCAUGCAGAAUGUGAGUAACUACAUACCUCUUCCCCUCUGAAUGUCUCUGGUUUUAAACAACCGCUUAGUUUUGUUUAUCUGAAGGAUGGAAUGUGCUGAUUGGGUAACGGUAAGAGUUGAUGUGUGUUUGUAUUUGAUGAAGCAUGCCAUAAUUUACUGUUGGUGUCAUUUUUGGAUUAUAAAACUGAAAUAUUGGGUACA